UAUUUAAAAGAUCGAUUUUAGAUUGAAAAACCCUAGGCCCAUCCGGUCAAUCCUGUGUCGAUAUUUGUGGCAUAUUUGUGGGUUUUUUUUUAAUUUUUAAUACAAAGAAGAUUGUGACAAUUAGAGAUAAUGAUGCAAGCGAUGAGGAGAACACUUUUUUCAACAGCUUUACGUAGGAAGGAUGGAGUGAUGAGGUCCAAGCACACACUUCCUGAUUUGCCCUACGAUUACAAAGCCCUCGAGCCGAUAAUCUGCGCCGAGAUAAUGCAGCUUCAUCAUUCCAAACACCACGCGACAUACGUCAACAACUUAAACAUCGCCGAGGAGAAGCUCAAGGAAGCUGCUGCCAAGGGUGAUGUCAGCAGUCAAAUCGCCCUGGCCCCUGCCAUCAAAUUCAACGGCGGUGGACACCUCAAUCACUCCAUUUUCUGGUGCAAUCUCUCUCCACACUCCAGCAAGCCUGAUCCUGCACUUGUAAAAAAAAUCGAGCAGGACUUCACGAGCUUCGAUGAGUUCAAGAAGCGUCUGUCCGAGGCCACAGUGGGGAUCCAGGGUUCAGGCUGGGGCUGGCUGGGUUACAAUCCCAAGGAUAAAAAAUUACAAAUCACCACGUGCGCUAAUCAGGACCCUCUCCAGGCUACGACCGGCCUGAUUCCUCUAUUCGGAAUAGACGUGUGGGAGCACGCCUAUUAUCUCCAGUACAAGAACGUACGUCCUGAUUACGUUAAAGCCAUAUUCGAUAUUGCUAAUUGGGAGGAUAUUAGCGAGAGAUUCAAGAAAGCUGCUGGAUGCUAAACUCCACGGUCUCCACUCCAGGGAACUGUCGAUUAUUAGAUUCACACUGUGCAUUUGAAUAGAUUCGACGCACGAGACGAGAAGAAUAAUCUAGGCCCUUCUAAAACCAAGCGGAGGUAGUCUACAUUUUUUUUUAUGAUUAAAAUUGUUAUUAAAAAUCAAUUCUUGUUAUUUCUUUAUCAUAUCUUCAUAAUAUCAAAUCGA
Molecule: messenger RNA, 999 nt
Organism: Fopius arisanus
Lineage: Eukaryota; Metazoa; Arthropoda; Insecta; Hymenoptera; Braconidae
Gene: Sod2
Product: superoxide dismutase 2
Exons: 3
Coding region: 130-795 (221 amino acids)
Biological process (GO): superoxide metabolic process
Cellular component (GO): mitochondrion
Molecular function (GO): superoxide dismutase activity; metal ion binding
Source: RefSeq, a predicted model, not a curated record